AUGAAGGCCGCUUUCCUGCUUCGUGUGCUUUCGGCCACGUCGCUCCUCGUCAAUGCAAACGCCAAUUCGAUCGAUCACCAGCAGCGGGACGGUUCACUUGAUGACUCUAUCAAAGCUCAGCAGAUUAUUUCCAUGAAUGGGAUGCUUAGCAACGUUGACGGCUCUUGGGGAACCCCGAGUGGCAUGAUGCUUGCGAGUCGGUCGGAUCCAGAUCCUCUUAUAGGCGAUGCUAAACAUAUACUUGCGGAAGCAAAAGGCGCAAAACAGUACUCACGCGCGCAGAAGACCGUCAAAGCUACGUUAUGGCCCACCAUCACGGAUGAUCUAGAAAUUAUUGCUCGGUCCUGGAAUCGAACCAGUCCUGAUGUGUGGAAAGAGACGAAUGCUUCUUCGUUCUUCACUCUCUCAGCAUCACAUCGCGCUCUGGUCGAAGGACUGGCACUUUCAGAGACGUUGAACCGAACCUGCGACGGCUGCACUUCUGCCGUGCCACAGAUAUUCUGUUUCAUGAGCAGUUUCUGGGGCGAUAAUUAUAUGCACGCAAAUCUCAACGCCAAAGACCAAAGGAGCGGGAUAGACGCGAGCUCUAUCCUCUCUUCUAUCAACACGUACGAUCCUCAAGCCGGCUGCACAAACAGUACCUUCCAGCCAUGCUCUUCCAGAGCCCUGGCCAAUCACAAAACAGUAACCGACUCUUUCCGCCCUCUAUACGGUAUCAACAAUGGCAUUGCACAAGGCCAGGGAGUUGCCGUUGGAAGAUACCCAGAGGAUUCUGAUCACGGCGGUAACCCGUGCUGUACCUGGCCAGACUCCAAUGGCUCGAACUUGAAAGUUUGA
Alternaria viburni is the source of this 837-nucleotide messenger RNA. RefSeq lists its product as uncharacterized. Bases 1 to 837 code for a protein of 278 amino acids. Gene Ontology annotation, cellular component: fungal-type vacuole. The record is from RefSeq and is a predicted model, not a curated record. Gene Ontology annotation, molecular function: hydrolase activity, hydrolyzing O-glycosyl compounds. NCBI's taxonomy places the organism in Eukaryota, Fungi, Ascomycota, Dothideomycetes, Pleosporales, Pleosporaceae. Gene Ontology annotation, biological process: carbohydrate metabolic process. The transcript is spliced from 3 exons.